AUGGCAGCCAAACCAGCACCAACACCAGUAUCAGCAGCAGUGUCUCAGAUAGGAUUAUCAAAGGAAUCUUUGAAACAUUUGAAGUGCGGGACGUGCGAAGGAUUCUUAUCUGUACCCCCAAUAACCAUGGAAAAGGAAGGAAAUUACGCAUGUGGUCGUUGCAACUCAUCGGGUACUAGGGUUUUGAUAUAUGAAGAGUUAGCCAAGUAUAUGGUAUUCCCCUUAUGUAGACAAACGAUAAGUGACACUAGAAAUCUUGUUUUGGAAGAGAUUGCAGAAACUGUCAGAACACCAUGUCAGAAUGCUGAUAAAGGUUGCAAAUAUAGUGGUUCAGUUAAAAGUACAAAACAGCAUUUGAUGGACUGUAAAUACAAUUUUGUGUGA
Phaedon cochleariae (mustard beetle) is the source of this 384-nucleotide messenger RNA. Lineage: Eukaryota; Metazoa; Arthropoda; Insecta; Coleoptera; Chrysomelidae. The record is from the annotation of a GenBank genome assembly.